AUGGCCAGUGAAGCAUUCGCAAUCGAUCAGUUCAACAAAGGGACCUGCGUGAGAUACGCCUGGGUUAUCGCACCAAUCCCCGGCCCGUACUCAUUGAUUUCGUCAGAUCUUCAGGAGAAAUGGAUCGUCCUCGUCGAGCUCCCGAUAAAACCAGAGAGAUAUUUCCCUGACGAGGGAAAUCGGUGCAAGAUUACCUUCCUUCACACCUUCAUCUUCGGCGGCAUUACACAAGAACAAAGCAUGCUCGUGGCUGAGCGGAUUCCGAAUCCAUACGAUGACAUGCCAGGAGUACAUCCGUAUUCAUCUUAUGCGGUUUUCACUGUAACGACAGAGUACCUCGCCCACCCGGUUACCAAAGAGCGAUUUCACCCCUUGUCUUCAAUCAAAAUUGAUCCGCCCAUUGACAUCAACUCCCUGCCUACCCCUUUGACUUUGGAAAAUGCAGUCGAGUGCAAACUCAAAGUCGACUCAAACCCGGCUACCUACGAGGCUGAGUUGUCAGCGUUGUCUAUCUUGACGCAACCGAAGAAGGAGUCGAAUGCUCUACCAACAACAACCCUGGGAACGUUUGAGUAUCUGCUGGACUUUCGAAAAGAACCUGGUUUCCGAGUCAACCUUUUUGAGAAGAUGCCGCACAUGAACCAACCAAGCAAGCACCCAAACAUCUUUUUGCAGAACACAUACAGCCGGCUAAACCGUGAUCACAAGUCUGUCUACGAACAGCUUCGUCAAAUUCCAGCUGGCCUUGCUCUUAUCCUUGGAUGCCCGGGGGCUGGGAAGACAGCGCUAAACGCAUUUAUCUCGGCUAUAGCGUUGUCCCAGCCCGUCAAGGAACUUCGACGCGAUGGCAAGCAAAGACGCAAGCCAGUCAAGAUUCUUUACUUGUUGGACGUUAAUCAUCCGUGCGACGAUGCUGCUAACAGAGUUUACGGCAUGCUGAGGGAUGCUGGCAUCCAGAAGUCAGUCAUCCGGGUUCGUGGUUGCGCCUGCGAGAUGAACAACAGCGUAAAGCUCCACCCAAAGCCGCGUGAUUCGAAGGAAGAGACAACUCCAGACUUCACCGCAGGUUUUCUUAGGCAAGCUCGUCUGUCUAAUGAUGUACAGCGAGGUCACCGUAAUGAUAACCGAGCGCCAACAUUGGAUGAAGUGGCCUGGGACAGGUACGAGGCUGACCAAACCAAAUACAUGGCCCUGGCAAAGAUCUUGGACAAGCUAGGCCAGGGUGCGACCAAGACAAGCCAGACGGCAAAAGAAUUAAAGAAAUCCGUUGCGAGGCUUUACUUCUCCGUCAUAAGAGAAGCCGACUUCAUAGCCACCACGCCGGUUGGUGCGGCCGGCUAUCUCAGUAAAAUGUUUCGUCCUGAUAUCGUGUUCCUUGACGAAGCUGCACACGCCAGAGAGCUGACCGCCAUGAUUCCGAUCGCUCUGUAUUCGCCACAUGCGUUUAUUCUUACGGGUGACACACGACAAACUCGGCCUUUUGUUGAGGGCGUCAGUGGUGCAGAGAAAGGCGUCCGAGAGAACAUUUACGCUAGGCAGCUGACGAUCAGCACAAUGGAAAGAGCAGACCUAGCUGGAGCUCUGAGCAACAAACUCCUCAUCAGUCACCGGAUGUACGGCAACCUUCAAGAGCUGGCAUCAGAGCUGUUUUACGAUGGGCUGUUGACGUCGGGUCUAUCCGAGCCGCAGCGUUUCCCUGAACCAGUCCGCCACAUCCAAAGAUGGUUCUCAAAGGUCAUUGGCGGUAAGGAAUGUGUGGUACCUCGGCUUCUCCUGAACCACCGAGGCUCGAUGGAGGCCAGCGACAAAGCCAGCUUCUACAACCCCGUCCACGAGGCCUUCAUCCAAAAGCGAUGUCGGGAGCUGCUUGAAGAUUCGAACUUCAGGCGCAUUGACCAGCCUGACAAGCCUGGCCGGAUUCUUAUCAUCACGCCUUACAAGGCUGCUUUAGUGAGAUAUAAGCGGUUUAUCAAGAAUCUUCCAUCCGAACUCCAGGGCAAGCUCGAGAUUGAAGUGAAACUCAACGCAAUGGAAGCUCGUACAAUUGAUUCGGCUCAAGGUCAUGAAGCGGAUUUUGUGUUUGUCGAUACCGUCCGGACGAAGAGUGCUGGAUUCCUAAACGACCCCAAAAGACUCUGUGUCAUGCUCACACGCGCCAGAAUUGGUGAGAUGGUACUGAUGCAUGAGGGCAUAACGAAGCGAUGGGGCGGUGGAAUGGGCUUCCUAGAAGCUGAGUGGACAACGAAGGUGUAUGAGCACUGCCGUCGGAACGGUCAACUAUAUCAUAUUGAACGAAGCAUGUAA
Colletotrichum spaethianum is the source of this 2304-nucleotide messenger RNA. Its product is annotated as ATP-dependent helicase NAM7. Gene Ontology annotation, molecular function: helicase activity. The transcript is spliced from 2 exons. Bases 1 to 2304 code for a protein of 767 amino acids. The record is from RefSeq and is a predicted model, not a curated record. NCBI's taxonomy places the organism in Eukaryota, Fungi, Ascomycota, Sordariomycetes, Glomerellales, Glomerellaceae.